This is a messenger RNA of Penicillium mononematosum, 546 nucleotides long. RefSeq names its product RNA recognition motif domain-containing protein. NCBI's taxonomy places the organism in Eukaryota, Fungi, Ascomycota, Eurotiomycetes, Eurotiales, Aspergillaceae. The coding region runs from base 1 to 546 and encodes 181 amino acids. The record is from RefSeq and is a predicted model, not a curated record. The transcript has 6 exons. Gene Ontology annotation, molecular function: RNA binding.
AUGUCUAAGCUCUUCGUUCACGGCCUUUCUUGGCACACUAGCGAUGACACCUUGCGCGAGGGUUUCCAGCAAUUUGGCGAGAUCCAAGAAGCCAUUGUCGUGAAGGACCGUGCGACUCAGCGCAGCCGCGGCUUCGGCUUUGUCCGCUUUGCUACUGACGCCGAGGCGGAGGCUGCUUUGGGCGCCAUGAACAACCAAGAAUUUGACGGACGGGUCAUUCGCGUUGACAAAGCAUUUGACCGCCCCCCGCGCUCCGAGGGUGGCUUCCAGGGCCGCGGUGGAUACAAUUCCCAGCCGCAAUCUAGUUACCAGGGUGGUGCAGGUGGCUACGCUGGCUACAAUAAUGGCGGGUACAAUAAUGGUGCCGCUGGUGGAUACGGCGGGGGCUACAACCGUGGUUACAACAACUAUGCUCCGAGCGGGCCCGCUGGCUACGGCGCAGGUGGUCCCGGCGGUUAUGGCGGUGGCCCCAAUACUGGAUAUGGCGGUGGCGGAGGCUGGCGCGGGAACAACCACGAGCAGGCUCCUCAAGACGGUCAUCAUUAG